CUGGGCGGGCAGACCCUAAUAAGGCUUAGGGCCACUGGGCCUGCGCUGGAGUGCCGCCUCCGUCUACGCAGCAACCUGCGAGUUUGCACCCAGGAGCACGCUGCAAGUAUGCCUCCCUACACCAUCGUCUACUUCCCCGUGCAAGGGCGCUGUGAGAUGAUGCGCAUGCUGCUGGCUGACCAGGGCCAGACGUGGCAGGAGGAGGUCAUCAACCUGGAGACCUGGUCCCAGAGCCCCCUGAAAAGCUCCUGUCUGUUCGGGCAGCUUCCUAAGUUUCAGGACGGAGACCUCACCCUGUACCAGUCCAAUGCCAUCCUGAGGCACCUGGGCCGCACCCUGGGGAUCUAUGGAAAGGACCAGCGUGAGGCCUCCCUGCUGGACAUGGUGAACGACGGCGUGGAGGACCUGCGCAUGAAAUACAUCACCCUCAUCUACACCAACUACGACGCGGGCAAGGACAGCUACGUGAAGGCGCUGCCCGGGCACCUCAAGCCUUUCGAGACUCUGCUGUCCCAGAACCAGGGUGGCAAGUCUUUCAUCGUGGGCGACCAGAUCUCCUUCGCCGACUACAACCUGCUGGACUUGUUGCUGACCCAUCAGGUCCUGGCCCCCAGCUGCCUGGAUGCCUUCCCUCUACUCAAGGCCUAUGUGGCCCGCCUUGUGGCUCGCCCCAAAAUCAAAGCCUUCCUGGCCUCCCCCGACCAUGUCAACCGCCCCAUUAAUGCCAACGGGAAGAAGUGAGAGUGCCUGGCUCAUUCCCCUCCAUCCCUACCCCUACCCCAGGACCAAUAAAAUUUUGUAAGGAAAA
Molecule: messenger RNA, 808 nt
Organism: Ochotona curzoniae (black-lipped pika)
Lineage: Eukaryota; Metazoa; Chordata; Mammalia; Lagomorpha; Ochotonidae
Gene: GSTP1
Product: glutathione S-transferase pi 1
Exons: 7
Coding region: 109-741 (210 amino acids)
Biological process (GO): glutathione metabolic process
Cellular component (GO): cytosol
Molecular function (GO): glutathione transferase activity
Source: RefSeq, a predicted model, not a curated record